This is a messenger RNA of Sander lucioperca (pikeperch), 1407 nucleotides long. RefSeq names its product jumonji domain containing 4 (gene jmjd4). Gene Ontology annotation, molecular function: histone H4R3 demethylase activity; sequence-specific DNA binding. NCBI's taxonomy places the organism in Eukaryota, Metazoa, Chordata, Actinopteri, Perciformes, Percidae. The transcript is spliced from 6 exons. The record is from RefSeq and is a predicted model, not a curated record. Gene Ontology annotation, biological process: positive regulation of translational termination; negative regulation of gene expression; protein hydroxylation. Bases 42 to 1331 code for a protein of 429 amino acids. Gene Ontology annotation, cellular component: nucleus; cytoplasm.
CUAGCCGAUGUCUUGUUUACCCAUACAGUCUGUUUACCAUUAUGGACAGGGAGGCGUACCGUAACUGCUGCAGCCUGGUCAAAAUACCAAGACAGUCGUAUGAACAGUUUUGGUCAUCACAUUUUGUUGACUACAUCGACAAGGAGCUGAGCUAUUCUAAGUUUUUCAAGAAAUACUUGCUUCCCAAUCACCCAUGUAUGUUUUCAAGAAGGUUUACGGAGAACUGGAAGUGUAGAAAACAGUGGGUGUCUGAGGAGGGGAAGCCUAAUUUCCAGAAACUGCUGCAAGAGUUUGAUGAGAUUCCUGUUCCUGUUGCAAAUUGCAAUGCAAAGGAGUACAAUGCAAACCCUAAACAAGUUAUGCCAUUUAAAGAAUUUAUACUCUACUGGAAGGAAUACAUCCAGUAUGGCCACUCAUCACCUAAAGGAUGUCUCUAUCUUAAAGACUGGCACAUGUCAAGGGACUUCCCAGAACAUAAUGUUUACACCACACCAGUAUUCUUUUCUUCUGACUGGCUUAAUGAAUACUGGGAUACACUUGAGGUGGAUGACUACCGAUUUGUCUACAUGGGACCUAAAGGCUCAUGGACCCCGUUCCAUGCGGAUGUGUUUCGCUCCUACAGUUGGUCUGCAAACAUCUGUGGCAGGAAGAAAUGGCUCCUGUAUCCCCCUGGUCAGGAAGAGUUUCUACGAGACACUCACGGCAACCUCCCUUAUGAUGUAACAUCAGCUGAGCUUCGAGACAGUGGCCUUUUUCCACACUCCGAAAAAGCCUGUCAACCUCUUGAAAUUAUUCAAGAGGCAGGUGAAAUAAUUUUCGUGCCCAGUGGCUGGCACCACCAAGUUUAUAAUCUGGAGGACACUAUCUCUAUUAAUCAUAACUGGCUGAAUGGCUGCAAUGUAGACAUCAUGUGGCAGUUCCUUCAGAAUGAGCUUUUGUCCGUUCAAAAAGAGAUAGAGGAGUGGAGAAACACAAUGGAGUCGUGGCAUCAGCACUGCCAGGUCAUUAUGAAGGCCUGCUCUGGUAUUAAUUAUGCAGAAUUUGCCUCAUUCCUGAAAAUCAUUGCUGACAACCGAAUGGCUUUCCUGAAUGCUUGUUCCUCUGGGGAUUCCUCCGAUUGCCCACAGCAUCUCUCAGAGACCCUCACCACACUUGGACCUUACCAUGCUGCCUUUGACCUACAAAGAGUGGCUCACAUAAUUGAAUGCCUACUCUGCAAUGAAGACUUUAAGCGGCUCGAUCAUUCAACUUUGCAGCCAGAAACCAUGUUGCAGCAAAUUCGGGACACAAUACAAUCCACAAGGGGGCAGCAUCUCCUUUAUCAGGAAUAAGAUGUUCAGUGGUGUCUCAACAAUGUUAUCAUCACCCGGAAAUGGCUUGAAUGAAAAGUGCCAAUUUGUACAGUGC